AUGUAUUCUCUGCUUCCUUUUAUCACUGCUAGGCUUCCAGAAAUGCCCAUAGAAGUAUGGUGCAAUAUUUUAAGGAUGCUGGAUUCUAAAUCAUUAGUAUCCGCUGUAAGGAAUUCGUCUUCUUUUAGUAUCAUGGCUCGGGGAGAUCCAAUAUUGAGGCAAAAAGUUAGAAGUGCAAUCAAAGAAGAGGAAGAAGAGAUUGUCGCACGGCUAAGAAGACCAGGAAUAACCUCAAGAGUAGAAAGAUCAUCCAAACAAGCUGAGUUAUAUUCCAAAAACUCCCAAAAGAAGACGACUAUAAGGAAGGAACCAAAAAUGUUUAAAGUUUGUAGAGUUGCCAAGAAAGAGCCGUCAGAUUUGAAAAUCAGAAGCAAAGUUUGCCAUUCUUAUUUCAACAAUCGCGUUGUCAACAUGUAUUCUUUGCUUCCUUUUAUCACUGCUAGGCUUCCAGAAAUGCCCAUAGAAGUAUGGUGCAAUAUUUUAAGGAUGCUGGAUUCCAAAUCAUUACUAUCUGCUGUGAGGAGUUCGUCAUCCUUUAGUUACAUGGCUCGGGGAGAUCCAAUACUAAGGCAAAAGGUCAGAAGUGCAAUCGAAGAAGAAAAAAAAGAGAUUGUCGCGCUUCUUAGAAGACCAGAAUUAACCUCAAGAGUGGAAAGAUCAUCUAAACAAGCUGAGUUAUAUUCCAAAAACUCCCAGAAGAAGACGACUAUAAGGAAGGAACCAAAAAUGUUCAAAGUUUGUAGAGUUGCCACGAAAGAGCCGUCAGAUUUGAAAAUCAGAAGCAAAGUUUGUAAAUCAUCUAGAUUUAAUCCUUAUAGGAUAUAG
Messenger RNA from Ceutorhynchus assimilis (cabbage seed weevil), 825 nucleotides. NCBI's taxonomy places the organism in Eukaryota, Metazoa, Arthropoda, Insecta, Coleoptera, Curculionidae. The record is from the annotation of a GenBank genome assembly.